This is a messenger RNA of Eruca vesicaria subsp. sativa (arugula), 1371 nucleotides long. The record is from the annotation of a GenBank genome assembly. NCBI's taxonomy places the organism in Eukaryota, Viridiplantae, Streptophyta, Magnoliopsida, Brassicales, Brassicaceae.
AUGCUCCAAUUCGGCGGAGAUCCGGCUCCUGCGUUUCUGGGAAGCGAGGAAUCUGAACAAAAAAAAAAACAGCUAAUGAGCGUGGAGAUGUUGUUGAUCGAUGAAGAUUCCACGCUGGUGCAAGGAUCUGUUCCUGCUUCCCUGCAGCAAACUUUUUGGUCCCGUUUAUCUGAAGGGUCGGUGUACCGGUUGAGUGGUUUCGAUGUUACACGAAGGAGUCCCAAAUACAGGCUCACCGACGGUCCCAUCGCCAUUCGUUUCAACGCGAAUACUGGUUUCCAGAAACUACUGAACACUUUGAGAAUAAUUCCGACAGAGUAUUUCCGAUUCCAACCAUUUGCGCAGAUCCGUAACCUAGCAAAUAGUGGGAAACAGCUGCCGGAUGUUAUGGGUGAGCUUCGUGCGCUGCAGAGCACCAUAACGGAUCGUCUUCCAGGGGCACCUCGGGUUAUGCUAACCAUAAGAAUGACAACUGAUGAUGAAGUCUGUGUGAGUAUGUUUGAUGGGUUAGCACUUGCAUUCCAUGACAAGUUUGAAGCUUACGGAAAGGAGCCCAAGAUUGUCCUAAUAACGAGCAUUAAUUCAAAGAUAGCUUCAGGUGUACUUCACAACCUCAAACGUUUUCCUGGGGGUGGUGCGGACCAGGAAGGGUCCUCAUCAAAGGUGGUACAUUCACAGAAGAUCGAGCCUCUCAGCAUUAAAGAGCUUAACGACUUUGUCUUAACCGGUGAUCCCCAGGUUAUUGAGUUUAUUUGUACUGCCAACAUAACUGGUGUUCAGCUUGAUGAUGGAUGGUGUUUCAUUGGCUGCUCUAUUUGUUCCAAAAAACUUCUCAAGGAGGAAACAUCAUUCACAUGCGUCUCAUGUAAUCUACCCAAUGCUGUAGCUGAACUCAGGUAUCGAGUGGUCUUUUCUGUGUCCGACAUCACAGGCACCGCAGCCUUUGUUGGCUUUGACAAUGAGGUUUCCAAACUGACUAAUGUACUGGCAUCAGAGGCCGCCAAAAUUGUGGGAAUUGGUGCUAAUGCUGAGGUGGACACUGAUAUGCCUAGGUCUCUUGCAGCUGUUGUCAAUAAAGCCUACACUUUCCAGCUUAAGUUAACCGCUAUCAACUUGACUCCAAAUCACCAAACCUUUACCAUUUCUCGGAUGUUUCCAGCACGCGAGCUAGCACCAAAGCCAACGUUUGCUGAAGGUGGAGGGGAUGCAGCAACAGCGUACACUGAGACUUUACGAUUAGGUUGCGGCUCAACAGGUAUCAGGCCUGGCGAAUCCAUCACAACUGAAAAUCCUCUGGAGGUGCUUGACCCUGCUGUGAAGGAAGCCUUUGAACCAGAGGGAAAUGCACCCAAAAAACCACGAGUGGAAUGA